GCUGAUCAUGGUCACGUGUGUUUUGAUGGCAGCAGCUGUUGUAAGGCUGGCCAAGCUCCUUUUUUAAAUAGCAGGUGUGAUAAAUAAGGGAGAAGAAUUUCUCCCUCUUUCAAAGGAGCCAACCAGGAGCCCUGGGUUGCCACCCUCCUCCUCCUCCUGCAGCCAUGCCAGGGCUCCUUGCAUUCUUCCAGGGCACGAGGCUGCUGGGAAGGUGGUUGGCAGCCAGGGGCAGUUGUGCCCUCCAAGUGCCCAGGGUUGUAACAAGGCAGGGGGGUUGUGGUUGUGGAGGAGGAGGAGGAGGCAGGGAGAUCACCCAGGGGGCAUUUACCCUUGGCAUCAGGAGCUGGGCAGCUGUGCCUCCUUUGGCCAUGGCAGCCAAGGUGGAUUUGACCACAUCCACUGACUGGAAGGAGGCUAAAUCAUUUCUGAAAGGAUUGAAUAACAAGCAGAGACGGGAGCACUAUUUCACCAAGGAUUUCAUCAAACUGAAGCAGAUACCUUCAUGGAAAGAGAUGGCGAAAAGUGCCCGAGUCAAGCAGCCUGAAGAAACUUUGUACACCAAGGACAACCAUUUGAAUGAAAAGAUCUCUCUCUUCCGUGGGGAUAUCACCAAGCUGGAGGUGGAUGCGAUUGUCAAUGCUGCUAACAGCUCCCUGCUGGGAGGCGGCGGUGUGGACGGGUGCAUCCAUCGUGCCGCUGGGCCUUUGCUCAAGGAGGAAUGCCGCACCUUGAACGGCUGUGAGACCGGCAAGGCCAAGAUCAGCUGUGGUUACCGUCUGCCAGCCAAAUUUGUGAUCCACACAGUGGGCCCAAUUGCCCAAGGAGAACCUAGCGCUACGCAAGAAACCGAACUCGGCAACUGCUACAAAAACAGCCUGAAGCUUGUGGUGGAGAACAAGCUGCGGACUGUGGCCUUUCCAUGCAUCUCCACAGGAGUAUUUGGGUACCCCAAUGAUGCUGCUGCGGAGGCUGUCCUCCAGACGCUGCGCAAGUGGCUAGAAGAUAAUAAGGACAAGGUGGACCGAAUCAUCGUCUGUGUCUUCCUGGAGAAGGAUGAUGAGAUCUACAAGGAGAAGCUGCCCCAGUUCUUCCCCAUUGCUUGAGCCACACUUGCUCUGCAGGGAUGCUGAUGUGGGACCUCUGCCUUCACGUCUCUGAGCUUAUUUCAUGCCAGCUCUCCCACCCGCGCAAAACAAGGCGCUGGAGAACACCUUGGGCACACUGAGGCAGCAGAGUGAAAACUGGAAGAACAACAGAUGCUACAACGUCCAGAAAUGGAUGUAUUCUGGAAUAAAACAUGCAAGCACAA
Molecule: messenger RNA, 1309 nt
Organism: Sceloporus undulatus (fence lizard)
Lineage: Eukaryota; Metazoa; Chordata; Lepidosauria; Squamata; Phrynosomatidae
Gene: MACROD1
Product: mono-ADP ribosylhydrolase 1
Exons: 11
Coding region: 165-1103 (312 amino acids)
Biological process (GO): DNA damage response; peptidyl-glutamate ADP-deribosylation; purine nucleoside metabolic process
Cellular component (GO): nucleoplasm
Molecular function (GO): ADP-ribosylglutamate-[protein] hydrolase activity
Source: RefSeq, a predicted model, not a curated record